AUGGACGGCCUAGACGAGUUUGAAAAAUCCCUUGCCGCCGAACGGUUGGAGCGCGCAGAGGCUGAAAGGGCAGACAAGGGUGGACACCGUCAACAACGUCAUGGCAAACACCGCCAUCAUCAUCGGCACCAUGACCACGGCGACGACGGAGACAGACAGCACAGGCAUCACCGACAUCGUCACCGCCAAGAAGACGACCAUGAGCAUAGACACAAGAGAAGCCGACACUCACGCGAUGACCGCGCCGACGACUCCCGUCCAUCCGGACACAAACACCAUGGCAACAGCAGCCGGGAACGCCCUUCACGCCGCAGGCACGAGAGGGAACCGGGCCCAUCGGGAAACGAGGGCCCAUCCGAUGCUCCCGUGCGUGACGCCUGGAUGAGAGCACCGUCGUCCAUGGAAGUCGAGCACAUACAUCGUGCAGAGAGGAACAAGCCUCCAUCGCCGCCUCCGCAGCCGCCGAAGCGAAUCGUCCACUCACGCGAACUGAAUCAAGAUAUCCGGCAACAAAACCAAGAGUCGUCGCUGUCGGACCUGCACCAGCCCGCCGCCGCUGAGAGAAAAGUGGACUACGUCUUUGGUGACUCUGGUUCUUCAUGGCGCAUGACCAAGCUCAGAGGGGUGUACACGACUGCCCAAGCAAGUGGCCGCCCAGUCGAAGACGUCGCGGUUGAGCGGUACGGCAGUUUGCGAGACUUUGAUGACGCACGAGAAGAGAAGGAGGAGAUGGAGCGGCGCAGCAUCUACGGUCAAGGGUACAAGGAGAAGGAAGGGCCGACGGGAGACUUGUAUCGAGCUCGACAAGAAGACGACCAGACGAGGGCACAUGACGAAUCAGCUGCGGCAGAAGCAGAUUCGGGCACUGUCAUGGCAGCGCAAGGGGCAGAAGCAGCGCAGAGCCCAGCAGCCAUGGACCAGACGUCGCUCAAUCGCCUGCGCGCACAAAUGAUGAAGGCCAAGCUGCGCCGCGCCCCCAACGCCGCACAGCUGGAGGAGGAAUACAAUCGCGCCGCUGCCCUCGGACCCCGGCCCAAUGCUAACGAGGCCGUCGUCCUCGGCAUCAUGGACCACCGCCAAUUAGCAGGCACCAGAGGCGAAGUCAAGGCCGUCGACACCAGGCGCGGUCGCGAGAGAGGUCUAGUGGAGGAGAACAACGACAUGUCCGUCGAGGACAUGGUCAGGGAGGAGCGCCGCACCAAGAACCAAUCUGGCGGCGAAGGGCUGCGUCUCGCUGAACGCAUUGCCAAGGACGGCAAAUACGACAAUGACCUGGACUACAUGGACGAGAAUGCGGAAAAGCUCGCCAGACGCGUACACAAGAGCGAGAUCAACCUGAAGAACAUGGCUGUCAACGAGUUUCAAAAGCUGACGCGCGCCCUGGACAAGUGCCCCCUGUGUCACAACGAAGACAAAGGCCGGCCGCCCGUGGCGCCCGUCGUGUCUCUCGGAACGCGAGUCUUUCUCACCCUCGCGACGGAGCCCGAGGUCAGUCCCGGCGGCGCCGUCAUUGUGCCCAUUACGCACCACCGCAACCUCUUGGAAUGCGACGACGACGAGUGGGAAGAGAUUCGCAACUUCAUGAAGAGCCUCACGCGCAUGUAUCACGACCAAGGCCGCGAGGUCAUCUUUUACGAGAACGCCGCGUCGCCUCAUGGCCGGAUGCACGCCGCCAUGGUUGCCGCCCCUAUUCCCUACCAAGAAGGCGCCACGGCCCCGGCCUACUUCAAGGAAGGCAUCCUAUCGAGUGACGAGGAGUGGUCGCAGCACAAAAAGGUCAUUGAUACGGCUGCCAGGGCCAGGGACGGCAUGGGUAGAAUGGCAUUCAGGAGGAGCAUCGCCAAGGAGAUGCCCUACUUUCACGUCUGGUUUUCGCUCGAUGGCGGGCUGGGGCACAUUGUUGAGAAUGCCGAUCGUUGGCCACGGGGGGACUUGUUUGCGAGGGAAGUGCUGGGCGGGAUUUGCGAUGCCGAACCGCAUCUCGUCAAGAAGCAGGGCCGGUGGGUGCGUGGUGAUGCGAGGGUUGAUGAGUGGAAACGAGGCUGGAGGAAGUUUGAUUGGACUAGAGUCUUGGAGCAGUCGUAG
This is a messenger RNA of Metarhizium album ARSEF 1941, 2085 nucleotides long. RefSeq names its product complexed with Cdc5 protein Cwf19. The record is from RefSeq and is a predicted model, not a curated record. NCBI's taxonomy places the organism in Eukaryota, Fungi, Ascomycota, Sordariomycetes, Hypocreales, Clavicipitaceae. The coding region runs from base 1 to 2085 and encodes 694 amino acids. Gene Ontology annotation, cellular component: post-mRNA release spliceosomal complex. Gene Ontology annotation, biological process: mRNA splicing, via spliceosome. The transcript has a single exon.